Messenger RNA from Nannospalax galili (Upper Galilee mountains blind mole rat), 3442 nucleotides. It is a transcript of the gene Spata1, whose product is annotated as spermatogenesis associated 1. The record is from RefSeq and is a predicted model, not a curated record. Bases 1 to 1476 code for a protein of 491 amino acids. NCBI's taxonomy places the organism in Eukaryota, Metazoa, Chordata, Mammalia, Rodentia, Spalacidae. The transcript has 13 exons.
AUGGCGCACUCGAGAGCCGGGCCGAGCGGUCACUCCGUCCGUGCUAGAAGCUGCAGGUCGCGGCGGCGGGGGUGGAGCUCCGAACUUUACCGACGGGGAGGAGCGGCCGGUGGGCGCGGCGGCGACUGGGGGCGGAGAAGCCAGGCUGAGCCCGCCCCUUCCGUGUCUGGGGAGCUGCGCGCCGAGUUGGUGGAACUUCAUGUUUUUUAUGUCCCUGAAGGAUCGUGGAACUAUAAAUUAAAUACUAUUUCAAUAGAAGGUAUUAAUAAAUUUAUUUCUGCUGGAUUUAUAAGAAUAUCUCCUCAGCUUACUUUACAAGCCCUGAGGGAGCACCUUGGUGAAUUUCUUGGUGUAGCUGCUGUUGCAGAAAAAUUUUUAUUUCUGAAAUUCAUUGGAAAUAACUUAGCUGUGGUAAAGGAAAAGCAAGAAUCAGAAUUAAAACUCAGUUCAUUUGCUCCUCCCUAUGCUCUUCAACCAGAAUUAUACUUACUUCCUGUAAUAGAUCACUUAGGAAACGUUUAUUCAGCAUCAUUAACAGUUACUUUAGAUGAACAGCAGACUACUAAUGACAGCACUGAGAUUAACGGGACAGUUCACAGAAUACCUAAUGUGACGUUGUCAAAGGAUGAACCUGAAAGAGAUCCAAGUUUCUUGGAAAAUACUUGGAAAGACUUUUCAAAUCAGGAUGAAGCUGAAGGAAAAGCCACUCCAAAAGAAAGCCAGACUACACAAAAUCACAUUGGAAGCCCUGAGUUUCCAGGAUCAUUGGAAGAGUCAAAUGAUUAUUUUAAGAACUUAAAGAGUUCAUUUAUUUGGAAAGAUGAUGAUGACAGAACCAUCAGUAGAAGGCAGGCCAACCAGGUAGAUGAAAAGGAGGACUUUGCCCUACCAGACUUUAUUGAUUUUCCUUCAGUUCCUUGUCAACGUGGUAUUUCUUCACGGUUAACUGAUACCUCUUUAUUACAAAUUAAGAGAGAGAAGAUUAUUGAACAAAUGAAACAAGUAAAGGAAGAAAGAAGAUACCUGGAAAAUGUUAGAGAAGAACUAGUAAAAAAAAUUGAAAAACUAUUUGCACAAAACAAAUUGAAACGAUAUCAAGCUUGUAAUAGCUGGAAGAAAAAAUACUUUGAAACCAAGAAAAUCACAGCAUCAUUGGAGGAGGUUUUAACAAAACUUCAAGAAGAUUUGGAACUUCACUAUAAAAAAUUGCUUUUGCAACUUGAAGCCAGAGAGAUCAAGAUGAGACCAAGGAAUCUGGCAAACAUCUCAGACUCUAAAAAUUACCUUAUAAUCCAGAUCACUGAGGUACAGCAUGCAAUUGACCAACUUAAGAGAAAAUUGGAUACUGAUAAAAUGAAACUGUUAGAAGUUAAGAUGAGAAAACAAGCAGUUUCAGAUUUACAAACAUUGAAAGCUGAGCUAACAUGGAAGAAAACUAGUACAUCUUUCCGAUCUCCAUUAGGUAUGUUCAUUUAACUUGUCUCUAGAAAAGUUUAAAUAUUUAGUUAACAGUUCCUUAGCAAUGUUUUAUGUAAGUCAUAAAGUCUAUGCAUCUGUUAAUAAGUUUUUAAAAAAUAAGAUUUAGCUGGGCGUGGUGGUGCACGCCUUUAAUCCCAGCACUCUGGAGGCAGAGGCAGGCAGAUCUCUGUGAGUUCAAGGCCAGCCUGGUCUACACAGUGAAUUCCAGGACAGCUGGGGCUACAGGGAGACCCUGUCUCAAAAAGACCAAAAAACAAACAAACAAACAAAAAGAUUUAAUCUUUACUUUUUGUGUAGGUAUUACAAAGUACAGCAUAAAUCUAAAUUAUGGCUGCUUAAUUUGAAGAUUUUUGAGUCUAUUACCUAUUGCUUUGCAGUGUUAUAUUCUAUAAUUGCUUAUUUUUAAUAACCCUACAUUUUAAAGGCUAACUUUAAAGACUUUAAAUUAUAAAGCAAACCAUAUAUUUUAAUAAGUACCAGUAUAUUUGCAUGGAAAUAGAUUUGUUAACUAUUUUUUGAUUAAAAGUAAUUACACCUACAGGCAUGACAAAUUCUUAUCUAACAAUUUGAUUUAUGUUGAUUUACUUUAGAAAUUAAUUUAGAAAUGUAAAAUGAGUUUUAGAAAUAUAGUUAUUCAAAAUGUACUAUAGAAAUAAUCUUACUCUGUUAUAAACAACUAUGUUUAUAACAUAAUAUUCUCAUAUCAAAUGGUUGAAGCAUUAAUUAAUCCAAUGUGGAGGGGAUGAUGGGCAGAAAAGACAGGAUUUAUGUAAACAGAAUUCAAAGGACACAAGUACUUUACAUAUUUCCAGGAAGGCAUUUAAACAAUGCAGUGUUGCUCUUAAUUGCCUUGAGAAAGAGAACAAAGACUGCUUUACAUUUAGACAUGUAUUUUCAUAAAAUUAAUCUUUUUAGAAAAGGGAACAAGUUGAGAAACUGUUUGUAGAUAACCUAAAAGCAAAAUAUAGAUGUAGAAGAAGUUAACCUAAGUGUCCAAAAGUGAAGGAAUAUGCAUAAUUUAGAAUCAUAACAGUGAAUAGUACUAAGUUCAACACCAGGUUAUUAUUGUAAAAAAUGUACACACAGCCAGGUGCAGUGGCACACACCUUUAAUCACAGUACUCCGGGGGCAGAGGCAGGUGGAUCUCUGUGGGGUGGAGGCCAUCUUCGUCUCCACAGCCAGUUCCAGACCAGUUAAGGCUCUGUCUCAAAAGAAAAACAUAUUAGACAUAAAUUUUUUAAAGCUUAUAAAGCUUAUAAAAGUAAUUUAGUUGAAAAACAUUAGGUGGCUUUAAUUUAUUAACUCAGAAUAUUACUAAGUUAUCUUGUAUAUUCUAAGCACAUUUAAUUCAUAUGCCUAUCUUUACUUGUUCAUUAUCUGGAAGUUUAAGAGACUUUAAUUCAAGUAUCUCAUGGAACAUUUGCAUUUUCUUUAAGGAGUCCAGAAGCAGAAAAAUUGUUUCUAAUCAGUUUGAUUAAUCUAAAGGGGAGAUACUAAAUUCCUGACUCUAAAUUUUAAGAUUUGUUGAAAAAAAGUAAUACAAAGCAAACUGUUUUCAAAGGCUAAGUUUUAAAGACUGUUCUAAGCAAAAAAUUUCCACUUCAAGUUACACAUAAUUUUUGUCAGUGCUUUAUUAAUAUAUGUUAAUUUCACAAAAUAAUGUGUUUCAUUAUAUAUUUUAAUUUCAGGAGGGAAAAUAUGGCAAAAGAAAAAUCUAAAAGCAAUUUUUCUAAUUAAAUUAUAAUGUUGAAACAGAGAAAUAUAUUAAGUUGACUUGUUUCUUGCUUUUAAAUUCCUGGAUAUUUAAGAUACAGAUUUUUCAUAUAUAAAGAAUUUCUUCAUUUUUUUACCUGUUUAUUGAGUAUACUAAGAAGUAGAGUUAUGGCAACUUGACAAAAUAUAUACAUUUUUAUCUCUUCAACAAGUUAGAUCUAUUUAUACAGACCAUUCUUGUAAAUCUUAA